AUCUUUGCGCUCGGGCCCCUUGGUCUCGCCUCGCGGAUCGUUCGCAAGUUCGCUUCGGAGAAGGAUGAGAAGACGCGGGCGGUCUACGAGGCGAACCACCCCAAGGGCACCGCCGAGGACAACAGCAAUCGCGGGCCGCUUUUGUACGACGUGGCCGGCUACAUCGUCUCGCGCCAGCCCGAGACCUUCAUCGUUGAGGAGGUAGUCGGCCUGGCGACUGGGGAGAGGCGUCCAGCGUUGGACAAGCUCAUCAAAAUGCUCAGGGACGUGACGUGCAGAAACAGGCGCGUCUACCACGUGGAGUGGAAGGAGAUCAACGCCGAGGAGAUCGGAGGAGUCCCCCAGAACCGCCCGAGGCCUUACAUAUGUGGCAUUGAUCGCUCGCUGGCCGUCGGCGGCCCUGACAACGUCAAGUUCGAUUGGCCAGAACCCAUCCCGCGCCCAAAGCUGAGCGACUUCCUCAAACCGAACAGCGCUCCGAAGUGGACCCCCAGCUCGCAGACCCAGCAAGCCAACCUCGUCCGGCUGUGGGAGCUGGCCCAGGAGGAGACUGGCAAGAAUCCCAAGUCUACGAUGUUCGCGUUCGACAUUUCCGCCAGCGAGCAGUUCGCCAAGGGCUGCAUGAAGGAGCGGUGCCCUGCCAUCACGCGUUCUCGCGCUAGCGGAGGCGGCUACUACUUGUCAGCGCGGCAGCGCAUGACGACGGCAAAGGAUCUCACCAAGCUCCAAGGCUUCCCUACGAACAUGAAGCGCGCAACCGCCACGGACAGGCAGUUCGCCACGAUGGUGGGCAAUGCUAUGACGGUGCCCGUGCUGAGCCGGAUCCAACGGAUGGUUCUGGAAGCAGCUGGCUACAUCAAGUAG
Messenger RNA from Prorocentrum cordatum, 864 nucleotides. The record is from the annotation of a GenBank genome assembly. Lineage: Eukaryota; Dinophyceae; Prorocentrales; Prorocentraceae.